Peronospora farinosa is the source of this 1020-nucleotide messenger RNA. The record is from the annotation of a GenBank genome assembly. Lineage: Eukaryota; Oomycota; Peronosporomycetes; Peronosporales; Peronosporaceae.
AUGGUGUACGCCACUCCAGUGCAUUUAUCAGUGCAAAACAAUUCAACUGCCCAAGCCAAGUUCAUUACCAUGCUGGCUCGCUAUUCUCGACGCUUAACUCUCCAGCCAACAACCACCUCACGCGCACUACGAUCCGAUACUUUAUCAUCAUCAUCUCCAUUAAAAGUGCUGAUCAUCGACGGUUACGCGCCUGAGGGCCGCGCUGACCUUGAAGCUGGCGGUGCCAGCACAGCCGGUCAACUCUACGUCGAUCUGCUGAACAAGUCGGCACCUGCAGGUGUAAGUGUCACGUCAGAUGUUGUGUUUCCUUCCGAUAGCGACUUUCAGACUCCAGAUCUAUCUCAGUAUCAUGCCGUAGCGUGGACAGGCUGUUCGCUAACAAUCCACAACGAUAGAGACGAGCGCGUCACGAAGCAGAUUGAUUUUUCGAAAAAAGUCUUUGAAGAAGGUAUUCCACAGUAUGGUAGUUGUUGGGCGGCUCAGAUUGCAGUUGCUGCUGCAGGAGGUUUUUGUGGACCGAAUCCUCGAGGUCGCGAGAUGGGUAUUGCGCGUAAGAUUAAACUGUCUCCGGAAGGCCGUGCACACGCAAUGUUUGAGGGCAAGCCAUCAGUCUUUGACGCCUUUACGAGUCAUAAUGACGAGGUGACCCACAUGCCUCCUGGAGGACUCGCAUUGGGUGGCAACAGUUUUACGACAGUGCAGGCAGUGGCAGUGCGCUAUAAGAAGGGCGACUUUUGGGCCGUACAGUACCACCCAGAAUACGAUUUACACGAACUCGCACGGCUCACGUACUGCCGCCGAGCUAAACUCGUUGAUUUGGGAUUCUUUGCUGAUAUGAAGAGCGCUGACCAGUUUAUUGAUGAUUUAGAAAAUCUGCACAUUGAUCCGUCUCGAUACGAUAUUGCGUGGCGCCUUGGACUGGAUGCAGACGUCAUGGAUGAGAAUAUUCGCCACUGUGAGACGCGCAACUUCAUCAAGUAUCUUGCGCUUCCUUACAAAGCGGCGAUAGGGGCCAAGUAA